GAAAGGUUUAUCCCCUCACACAACGAUGAUCUGGGGGAACUGACAUACUUAGCUGCAGGUUCGAGGUCACCGUCCAGAAGAAUGAAAACUUACCCUCGUUCGUGUGUGACCAGAGCACGAUUUUACCGAGCCCUUGAGAAGGCGCAACAUGAAUCUCAGAGGCUCGAGCAGGCAUUGUGGUCACAGACCCAUGCAGGGUCGAUGUGGGUUCUGCCGCAGACACUUCAAGAACUCUACAACUUACGACAGCUAUGUCGACUUCAAUCCAACGCCCUGGCCCGAGCUAGACGGGUGGUCGACACUGAGCGGGAUAGACCUCUGAGAGAGCCACUGGAAAAUAUGGAGGCACCCCAAUGUGACCGGUGUGGAACCAAGGCACUGGACGUGGCCCCCGCUCCGUGUUUCCAUAGCUUAUGUCCGGGUUGUGGUGGAGCUGGAGCACCAGGCGCUUCGGAUGAUAUGUUUCAAACCUGCCAGGUGUGCUCUCCCUCUAGUUUCCAACAGUCCGGAAGGAUUUAG
This is a messenger RNA of Aspergillus welwitschiae, 519 nucleotides long. RefSeq lists its product as uncharacterized. NCBI's taxonomy places the organism in Eukaryota, Fungi, Ascomycota, Eurotiomycetes, Eurotiales, Aspergillaceae. The transcript has a single exon. The record is from RefSeq and is a predicted model, not a curated record. Bases 82 to 519 code for a protein of 145 amino acids.